Messenger RNA from Brienomyrus brachyistius, 2100 nucleotides. It is a transcript of the gene snw1, whose product is annotated as SNW domain containing 1. The coding region runs from base 101 to 1711 and encodes 536 amino acids. Gene Ontology annotation, cellular component: spliceosomal complex. The record is from RefSeq and is a predicted model, not a curated record. Lineage: Eukaryota; Metazoa; Chordata; Actinopteri; Osteoglossiformes; Mormyridae. The transcript has 14 exons. Gene Ontology annotation, biological process: mRNA splicing, via spliceosome.
CCGCUCUACGUUACGGCAGCGCAUGACGUUCCGUCUUGGUCAAAUCAACGCGAGAUUUUCAGCGUGAUUGUGACGUCACGCCCAGACGGAACGAAAAACCAUGUCGCUUACGAGCUUUCUGCCAGCGCCGACGCAGCUCUCUCAGGACCAGCUAGAGGCUGAGGAGAGGGCGCGAUCACAGAGGUCUCAGUCCACUGCCCUGGUUUCCUCCCGCAGGGAGCCACCACCCUAUGGCUACAGAAAGUCUUGGGUCCCCAGGACACUGGAGGACUUUGGAGAUGGAGGUGCCUUUCCUGAGGUCCAUGUGGCCCAGUUUCCCCUGGAGAUGGGCAGGAAGAAGAAGACAUCCAAUGCACUUGCAGUUCAGGUCGACGCAGAAGGCAAGAUCAAAUACGAUGCAAUUGCCCGCCAAGGACAAGGGAAAGAAAAGGUCAUAUUCAGCAAGUACACAGAUCUGCUUCCUAAGGAAAUCCUGAGCGACGAUGCCCCAGAUCUACAGAGGCCAGACGACGAGGCAGUCAAAGAGCUGACAGAGAAGACCCGUGCAGCACUGGACAAGCAGGUGUCCCAGAAGAUUGCUGCAGCCAUGCCAGUGAGGGCCGCAGACAAGCAGGCGCCUGCGCAGUACAUCCGGUACACCCCAUCACAGCAAGGAGUAGCGUUCAACUCUGGGGCAAAACAGAGGGUCAUCCGUAUGGUGGAGAUGCAGAAGGACCCCAUGGAGCCUCCGCGUUUCAAGAUUAACAAAAAGAUUCCUCGCGGACCACCCUCGCCUCCUGCUCCUGUCAUGCAUUCCCCCAGCAGGAAGAUGACCGUGAAAGAACAACAGGAAUGGAAGAUCCCACCAUGCAUCUCAAACUGGAAGAAUGCAAAGGGUUACACAAUCCCCUUAGACAAGCGUCUGGCGGCGGAUGGCCGGGGGCUGCAGACGGUUCACAUCAACGAGAACUUUGCCAAACUGGCCGAAGCACUCUACAUCGCAGACAGAAAGGCCCGUGAAGCGGUGGAGAUGCGUGCGCAGGUGGAGAAGAAGAUGGCCCAGAAGGAGAAGGAGAAGAAGGAGGAGAAGCUGAGGGAGCUGGCUCAGAUGGCCCGAGACCGAAGAGCUGGCAUCAAGAGCCACGGGGACAAAGGUGCCGAGGACGUGGAGGUGAGGGAGCGUGACGAGAUCCGACAUGACAGGAGGAAAGAGAGACAGCACGACAGGAACAUCUCCCGGGCUGCCCCCGAUAAGAGGUCUAAGCUGCAGAGAGACCAGGACCGAGACAUCAGCGAGCUCAUAGCUCUGGGUCAGCCCAACCCACGACCCUCGAGUGAAGCCCAGUAUGACCAGCGUCUCUUCAAUCAGAGCAAGGGCAUGGACAGUGGCUUUGCUGGUGGUGAGGAUGAACUGUACAACGUGUACGAUCAGCCAUUCAGGAGCGGGAAAGACAUGGCCCAGAGCAUCUACAGGCCGAGCAAGAACGUGGAUAAGGACAUGUAUGGUGAUGAUCUGGAUACACUCAUUCAGAGCAACAGGUUCGUGCCAGACCGUGAAUUCUCUGGCGCCGACCACGGGCCACGCAGAGACGGGCCGGUCCAAUUUGAAGAGGAUCCUUUCGGUCUGGACAAGUUCUUGGAGGAGGCCAAGCAGCACGGUGGGUCAAAGAGGCCAUCUACCAGCAGCCGUUCAAAGGAUUACGACCAUGACAAGAAGCGGAGGAAGGAAUAAGACCCCCCUCCCCCACCUGUGUCCUUCUGGGGGGUCGUGAUUGGCCAGCAUUGUAUAUUGGCCCAUCAUCAGCAGUGACACAAAUGAGUGGAUACUGGGGGGCUUUGUGCUGAAGACCUUAAAUGUACUUGGAUGCCAUUACUUUCUGGCUGUAAAUUUAUAAAAAAGUAAGGUUAGGACUUACUGCGAAAUGUCUACUUUCAGAUUUGUCAUUCCUAUUAAUUAUCCCUUUUAAGACUUGUAGAACUGUUUACUUUGUGUUUUUGUAAGCCGUUUUAUUCAUAGAAGUGUGCGACAGGGUAUCAUCCUGUAGUGCCAGGGGAAAAUGUCAGGCUAUUCCAAACCUCUUGUACAGUACAACCCUUUAAUAAACCUUGUAUUGGGAAGAC